AAGAAUUAGGACCUGGUACACAAUCAGUAUCAGUCGAUUAUGUACUUAAUGUUUAGAAAUCAACACGCUAAAAAGAUUAUGUGUUAUUACAAGAGACUUUUGAUUUUUAAUAGAGAAUCUUAUAGGUCUAUUUUCAAAAUGCUGUUACAAGAAUGUGAUAAUGAAAACACUGAGUAUAUGCUGAUGUCAAUAAAGACUGAACCUGAUGAAACACUUUCUGACUGUGAAGAUUCCCCUAAUGUAUACUUUGAAAUCGCACACUACUCCCAAAACCAUGAAGAGCUUUGUGCACAGGAUAUAAAACCUGAUCUGCAUGUGUUAGAUAUUAAAGAAGAACCAUCAUAUGAAACAGAUUUGUUGAAAAGCAUUAAACUGGAAACAUCAGAAAUGCAGGAAAGAAUCACCUUUGGUGAUAGUAAUAGUAGUGAUUCAUUUUAUCAAGCUCACAACUUGAAAGGUAAACAAAUAUUGAGCAAUCAAUCAAUCAGAAAAUAUGAACAAUCACUGUGUGAAAGAAGUAUGUUUGAAAAACCAACAGAAUGCUUUGAUUUAGAAAACUCCCAAGUUAAAGGUGUUGAACAUACCAGGCAACUGCAAGUUUCAUACAACAGAAAAGCAAGGUGGUUAGAGAGAGAAACACCAGAGCAACAUUUACUGAGACUACAACGCUCGAGAGAAUAUAAAAAAAGAAGUCGAGAAAAUGAAACUCCAGAGCAACGUGCAUUGAGACUACAACGCUCAAGGGAAUACAAAAGAAAAUCACUUGAAAAUGAAACACCAGAACAGCGAGUGAUGCGGUUACAGCGCUUGCGAGAAAAUAAAAGAAAAUAUUUAGAGAAAGAAACUGCGGAGCAGAGAUCACGGAGGCUACAACAUUUAAGAGAAUAUGCAAGAAAAAUACGUAAUAAACAAUCUCUUGAGCAUCAACCAGUUAGAUCAGAGGAAACUGCACCAUGUACUAGUAUGCAAUACUUACAACAAUUAGAAAAGAGCCAAAACACUUGUGUGAAAGAUAUCAGAAUUAAAUUGUCAGCAAAAGAAACACCAGAACAGCGCUCAAGGAGGUUACAGCGUUUACGAGAAUAUGCAAAAAAAAUGCGUAGUAAUGAAACUCCAGAGCAACGCUCACUUAGAUUACAACGAUUACGAGAAAAUCAGAGACGUAGGCAUGAGCAUGAAACAUUCGAGCAACGCUGCUUGAGAUUAGAACGUUUACGAGAGCAGGGGAAAAAAUAUAGGGCUGUUGAAACACAAGAGCAACAGUCACAGAGGUUACAGCACUUGAGAGAGAUUAGGAAGGAAAACCUUCAACAUCAAAUACAAGAAAAUUGUGCAUUUUGUGUCUAAUCUGUUAUAUCAUAGAACAUAACUAUUUAAGAGUUCAAGCUGUAUAACAAAUCAAAUUGGACAAGAUGUAGCUCUUCUAGAAAAAUAAAACUAUAAAAUAAAUAUUGAAAUUAUAAUAAAUACUGAUUGUGUCUAUAAGUAGUGUAGUAAAGCAAACCUGCAUUAAGCUUCAUUGUUGCAAGAGUGUUAAGCCAGGCGACUAAAAGUAUAAAUCCUUUGUACUAUUACAUCACUAUAAAAAGUUCAUUUAGAUUUCUGUCAUUGAAUUGUAAAGUUUCAUGACUUUUAUCAUCUAUUUUAGUAGUGCUACAAGUGAAAGAUAUUUUUUAAAAAUUCAGAUAAUUUCCUCCCUUGACCUGUAACAAUGUGACUAAAUUUGUAAACAUUUGUUGUAAACUUGAUAUUUAUAAUGUAUAAAAACCUCAAAAAAGAUGUUUUGUUUCACAAAAUAAAAUCAGGAUCUUGUUCAUGUUGUUUUAUGAAAACAGCAUAAACGGUUAUUUUACCUACCUGUUCUCUGGGAUGUAAUAUGUUGAAGCAAUCAAAAUAUAUGUGAUCUCACUAGUAUUAUUGUAAAAAAUCUCAAGCAUUACAAAACUUAAGUUAUUCUUAUUGUUGAUGUACAGCAUUUCAGUAAUUUGUAAGACAUGUUAAUUUUUGUUUGUUUAGCAACUAGUCAUCUGAGUUCUUUUUUAUUUGUUGAGUUCUAGACUAAAAGGCAUUAUUUUUUAACAUUUUCUCUUUACUCCAGUUUUGAAGAUUUUGAAAUGUUUUUUCAGUUCCUACACAUUAAAAAUCAAAGAAUAUUAAAGAUUUAAAAUAAAAUAUUUUCUACAUAUUGUUUUUGUUUGAUUUUAUGUUACCUUAUACUUGUAUAUAUAAUUUUAAAUAAAUUUGUUGAUAUUUAGGCAUAC
This is a messenger RNA of Physella acuta, 2261 nucleotides long. RefSeq lists its product as uncharacterized. NCBI's taxonomy places the organism in Eukaryota, Metazoa, Mollusca, Gastropoda, Physidae. The record is from RefSeq and is a predicted model, not a curated record.